AUGAUCAAUUCUAAUGGCAUUAAUGUAGAAAACAAAAAUGAAGUCAAGGAGGAAGAAAAGCUUAAACCAAUUAACAGUUUGAAAUUUACAUUCAAAACGCACGAAUAUUACACUACCCGAGAUAUUUUGAUCCCAUUCAACCUUGUUGAGAGUAAUUAUGGAAAGUUUCAUACUGCAUUCGAUGCUAUGUUAUAUAUACGUGAUCAUUGCUAUAGAAACAGUAUUGCAUUCAAGAGGGCAACAGCAUUAAAAUAUUCAAAAUUAUGCCAGUACUAUGACCAAUCAAAAGGAUCAUAUGUUUGCAUGGAAAGAUUGACAGCUUCAGCAUUUAACAGAGUAUUUAGUCGAGUUUGCAAUCUUAAAUCGACUAAAAUUUUAAAGUUUAUAUAA
Messenger RNA from Trichomonas vaginalis G3, 390 nucleotides. RefSeq lists its product as uncharacterized. The transcript has a single exon. NCBI's taxonomy places the organism in Eukaryota, Parabasalia, Trichomonadida, Trichomonadidae. Bases 1 to 390 code for a protein of 129 amino acids. The record is from RefSeq and is a predicted model, not a curated record.